Siniperca chuatsi (mandarin fish) is the source of this 7871-nucleotide messenger RNA. RefSeq lists its product as uncharacterized. NCBI's taxonomy places the organism in Eukaryota, Metazoa, Chordata, Actinopteri, Centrarchiformes, Sinipercidae. Bases 363 to 2036 code for a protein of 557 amino acids. The record is from RefSeq and is a predicted model, not a curated record. The transcript is spliced from 8 exons.
GAAGGAUUGAACUGCAACAACAAAUAUGGAGGCGUCUCCUUUCAACUUAACGCCGGAGAGGUACUGGACGGAGGAGAAAGAGAGCGCGCUCAUAGCGUUUUUCUCCAUUCUGUUCCCCACAUGCACCCACCUACACCUCUGUUUUGGCGGGCUCCACCCGCAAUUCCGUUUUCACAACAGCAGAGCACAGUUGUCUGUGGAACCACAAGUCAGAGAGCUACAAGAACCGACGCCUGCGAUGGAAAACCCUGGAACACCUGAGGAUCCUUCUGUCAGCUCACCCCCCACCUGUUCGUUUCACAGUGGAAGACAUUAAGAACAAGUUCAAGAACCUUCGUACCACCUUUCAGCGUCAGUACAAAAUGGUAAAGGCAAGCAAGGUGUGCAGGAAGGACGAUGUGUUCGUGCCACAGUGGAAGCACUACCAGAAGCUGAUGUUCCUGCAGGGCUGCUGGGACCAGGAUGAUAGCCCUGACGACCCGCCACUCUCACUGCUGACUGUUCCACAGGAUGAGAGCCAGCCAGUCCUGACCUCCCCAGGACUGAUCAUCUCCUUCCUUCCCACACCAUCUACCUCCUCCUCGUCCUCCUGUGUCCCCUCCAACAUGAUGGUUAAAUGUUACUGGACUGAAAAGAGGGAGCGUGCACUAAUAGCGUUCUACUCUGAGCAUAACUGUCUCUGGAACAAGAAGUCUGAAAACCACAACAACCGUCAGCUCAGACUGAGGCUGCUGGAAGCUCUGAGGAGCCAGCUGUCCGACCACUCAGUGUUUUUCUCAGUUGAAGACUUAAAGUGCAAGUUUAAGAACCUGCGGACAGUUUUCAACCGUGAAUACAAGGCAGUCCAGGCUAGCAGGGCAUCUGACAAACUAUAUGUGUCCAAAUGGAAACACUACCAGCAGCUGCUGUUCCUCUGCGAGUCCUGCGACGAAGACGACAGCCCAGACGACCUGCAGAUACUGAUGUCACAGGAAAACAAGGAUCUUGAACAUGGAAACCUAACACCCUCUUUCACCCUGAGCAGCUUCUCCUCCAGCUCCACCCAAACCAACAGCAUCAAGUUCAACAACCCUUCCGGUCCCUCUAGUGAUGCCAAAAUCAACACCAGCACUGCAUACCAAAUCUUCCUCUCUACGUCUCCUGAUAAUCUCAAACUAGCAAGCCAAACAACUGCUCCCACACUCCCUGCCUCUUCUUCCACUUCACUACUGGACACCAAACCUUGUACAAACCCCUCCCCUGUAAAUUUCUCCACAUCCGGUUCAGUUCAGCAAGACAGCAGAGUGAGCACCAACUCCCACUGCCACUGGAAUGAGACCAAAGUUCAGCAGCUCAUAUCAUUUUACUGUGAGCACAGCUGUCUGUGGAACCACAAGUCAGAGAGCUACAGAAACAGGCUGUUGAGACGGAGCCUGUUGGAGACGCUGAGCAGCCUCCUUUCUGACAAUGAGCCAGUCCCAUUCACAGUGGAAGACAUAAAAACAAAGUUCAGGAACCUGCGAACCAUCUUCCAACGUGAACACAAGGCGGUGAGCUCUAACAAAACGUGUGGUUCGGAGGACUUUUAUCUUCCAAAGUGGAAACACUACCACGAGCUGAUGUUCCUCUGUGACUCCUGUGACGAAGACGAGCAACCUCAAGACCUCCACUUCCACAAACCGCAGGAGUCCAGCCUUCUACAUUACCACGGUGCCAGCCAAACUGCUACCAAACUGACAUCAAGGAGCCUUGAAGCCCCUCCCUCGCCUACUCCCCCAGACUCCCGGCACUCUUCCCCUUCCUCCUCCCCUUCCACAUCCUCCUCUCACACAGACAGCAGAGUGUCAGGACGCAAGCGAGUGAGCUGUCGCUCGCCACCCACUAACAGUGAGGUGCUGGACUUCAUGAGAACGUUCUGUCAAAGCCAGACAGUGUCACCACAUGCAGGGUUCCUGAAGUACGUGGAGGAGUGUCUGAACGAGACGCCGCCAGGCAAAGUGAAGAAACUGAAAAAGAAGAUAAUUCACACGAUCCACAGCGUCUUGGAAGAGGUUUAGUUUUUCAGUUUGUGGAGCUUAAGUCAGUCUCACUGGAGUUUUUUUUUAUUUAUCUUAUUCCCAUUGCUUCCUAACAGGUAUGAUAACAUUACUCACCAGCUGUUAUCUCAUUCCAAAUUGGACCUUGUUAGAAACAUGUAUUAGGUUCUAACAGGGUAUGUCUAUAGAAUCGCUGCAAUGCAGUGAAGAGAAUGGUAAAUGGACUGUACUUGUAUUGCGCCUUUCUUGUAUAGGCGCUUUCUAGACUACUCAAAACGCUUCACACACUACAUAUCGCAUUCACACACUGAUGGCAGAACUAGCUCAUCAGUACAAAGAAGGCACAGCCUUCGGACACCACCCCUGGAUUAUGGCAUGUCCUUAUUAUCAGGCUGCCCGAAUAAAGCCCUCUACACACAUUCAGUGGCAGAAUUGCUUCGGCCAGCGAGAGCUGUAGUUUAUCUGUGGAGAGAGCAAAGACAGCAAACCUUUCAGCAGUGCUACCUUUGCUGUUGUGCAUAGCUUGGAUUUUACACCUCAUAGCUACACUCUAAGGUUCAUUAAGUUUCAGCUGUGACCUUGUCAGUCGGUGACAGUGUGUGUACUACUACUGAGAUGACAGCCGUCCUCUAUGUAACCUGAGACUGAUGGAUUAUGGGCUAAUCCUUUGUUUCACAGUUCCCUGAACUGUAAAACGCCACCUUAAAAUCACAACACAAUCUUUACAGGAAGACUACAGCAUGGCUGAAUGUCAGCAUAGAAAUGAUGGACAAACUAUGAAAUUAAGACAGGUUGAAACCAAACUAAGGUACUGUCCCUAUACCCACACUUGCGGUCUUGAGCACUUUCACACAGUGCCAGGUAGUAGGCAAGUGUGUCCCAUGUCUGAAAUACACUUAACCCACACUUGAUGCACACUUUUCCUAAUACCGCUUCAAAGCAGUAUUCCAAGCUCAGUGUAUCCCACAAUUCACCAUGGUCUACUGCGCCACACCAGUCCAGUUGUUGGCAGUAGUGCGUGUAUAGGCUAGGUUUAGGACUGACAACAAGCAACAGACACGAAGAAGUUUAAGUUAAUGACAUGAUGGAUUCAGCCUGAUUAUUAUCUAUGUACAAAGUCAUGGCAGAACAGUUGGUUUUCACAUAAUAUUAAUGUAAUAAUCUGUUCUUCUAGAUGAGAGUGGUAAGAAAUAAUAUUGCAUAUCUGUCACUUUCAAGAAAAAAUAUUAAAUAUCAUAUCCUUUUAUUUAACAUUUUAGAAAUAUGUUCCAUCCCUAAACAUUUUAUCAGACAGAAACCAUCAAAAUAUGUUAUGUCUCUUUUAUGUACAUUGUACAUGUUUAUUGGUUUGGGGUUUUUUUAACUGUCAUCUGAUUGUAACAGUAAUACAGUAUGCUUGAUCAUACUUAUUUGUUCCAACAAAUCAUCUGAGCUGGAUUGUGCCAUGUACAGUAAUUGUAUUUGCCGGAGUGACCGGAUGUCCUUAUUAAUGAAGCGUGUCCCAGUGAGCUCUGAUUAACUUCCACACACUUUGCGGUCUUUAAUGGUGCUCUGUGGAGUUUUCUUGUAAGAAAACAAAAGUUAUGUUUAUAUUCAUUGUUUCUCACCAAAACAUGUGUAUCCCCACAAAUGUGUUGAGCGCAUUUACUUCCUCAUAAAAGAUUUGUGAAGCCGAGUUUUUAGGUACUGUAAAUCUUUAAUUGUUUACAACUAUUUAACUUGCUAGCAGUCUUCUUCCCUGCAUUGCAGAAUAUCUUGGUGCAUUACCAGCACCUGUAGAUCAGUAGAAUAGUGUGAAAUCAUUGUAUCGCAUCGUGCAUGUCCGUCCUCGUGCGCAUGAACAAGAUAAACAAAGUAGGGACCAGUAGAAAAAAUAGCAUGCCAUAGCACUACUAGAGGUCAAAAAUGUUAACAGGCACUUGUGCACUGUGGCAAUUACUGGAAAUAUGUCAUGCAAGUAGGCACUUGACUACUCGCAAAUACAGCAAUUGUUGGAAUUGGGAUGGACCCUAAAGGUCUACAGUCACACUAGCAGCCCUGUGAGGCCGUGACAUCUAUUAUAAUACACGAGAAAACAACAUUUUUGGAGGAAAGAAAAAAAGGACUGUUCAUUUUCAGCCAUCUCGCUCAGUAUGAGUUGGCUCAACUUCAAUGUAAACUGUUCUUUGUCAACCAGGUUUGGCUGACAGACAUCUUUGUAUGGAUGCCACUGUCAUGGGUAAAACCACAACUGAAUUUUACUGAAAGGGGCAAUAUGUAAGAUUUAGCCAGAAUUUUUGUUUAAAACAUUCAAAAAAUGAACUAAUCUUAUCAACAGAAUGUGGAGAAGUUAUGACGUCAUGUCAAAGAUGCCUAUGUAUUGUGCUGCGGAGAUAUCGACUGAAAUGAGCAUGCUAACCUGCUAGCCCCGGCCCAGAGUUGCCAGGUCUGUGUGACAAAACCAUCCCAAUGGCCAAUCAAAACCAGCCCAAAGCCAGCCCCACGGCCAAUAAAACUAGCCCAAUGCCAGAACUCAAAACAUGCCCCUGCCAAACACUGCUUGUAAAGUCCAACAGUAUUGCUAUCAUUGCCAAAUAUAUUGUAAUAUCUACAAAGUAACAUCAUAAAUGUUUAGUGUGCCAGCAUUAAAAGCAGUUUUCCCAUAACAGUAAUUUGACCUAAUCAUUCUCAGAGUGAUUUAAAAGUCAUUGAUGAGUUCUUUUGUUCUUGGUUUCAAUCUUUAAUUCUUCACUCUAAUUGUUAGAACUUACCCCGGUAGUGGGGCAGGUUGUAACAAUAGAACUCCUUGUAUGUGAUAUCAGUGAAUGAAUUCUGUGAUAUAGUUGGAUAUGUAAGAAAUAUUGCAAUUUGUAGUAGACAAAUACUACUUUGUGUCAAAAUUUGAGAGCUCUAACACAAAACUUCAGUGAGUUAUAGGCGCUUAGACAAGAAGUGGAACAACCAUCCCCAGUCUCCCCUACUCACUCGCUUUGACAUCCCUUGCCCUCCUGGUCCUUGUCAUACAUGUGUAUAUUCAACAAGGCCAGCUUUGCAAAUUCAAGCAGGUAUGCUUUGAAACGUUGUUUGAAGUUCUCUGCCGCCGGUGAGUCCUCCGGCUCCAUCGGGAACUGAAUUCCAUAAUAACAACCACAGAGAGAGGCAGUUGGUUUCAUUGACCCCGUCAGAGUCUAUGAUCUCUGACCACCUUGAGUUGUCCGCGACCACGGUGCUGAUUUUUGUGACUCUUCGUUGCAGACUGAUAGAACGUCAUGAGUUCGUGGAAAAGCCUGCAUGGAUUUGUGUUUCCCAGCUGAAACAUCUUGUUCACUUAGUUUGCGUCUUGGAUGAUGCUGAAGGAACAGUAAGUAAAGUUUAUUGACUGGAUCUGUGUACAUCUGAAACAUCUCCGCGCUGUAGUUUCAGUGGAAGUGCAAUCUGACGUCUUCGUCCUGGUGGAGCACCCGAUUCAGGCACACGUUGACAGCUAUCCACCUUGUGUCUGAAAGUAGAAGGGUUUUUAGUGGAGCUUCUCCAGUGUUCAUCGUUUCAUAGAGUUGCUUGUAGUUUUGCUAGCGGAGACUACUGUGUGAAAACCACGCAUACGUUUGCAAAAUCUGGUAUUCUACAUUUCUCAGCAACACACGCAUUGCAUAUGAGGAGCACAGCUGAAUCGAGUGGCACGCACAUUUCACAAACACGACGUUGGGGUUGUGCUCUCGAAUUUUGUGAGAAGUGAAUGGUUCGUGCCGCACAUAGUAUUGCGUCCAUCGGUUGCGAGCCCGAUGCAUCGUUUUGGACACAGCUUGAACUCAGCAAUGCCUUUGUUAUUGAAUAGGCAUCUCCACCGUCUAAAUUAAUGAUACCAGCAAAAGUAGACACAAUGUGCUGUAGUGUUUGGCUGUAGUAUCGUAUUACAACAGCAGGCUGCUUCUGCAUGCCCACGUCGGUACUUUCAUCGAUAACUAAAGAAUACAGUUCUUCCUCUAUAUCCUUUAGAAGCUUGUGCUGCAUGUCUGGGCCUAUUACAUGUUGCAUGAGUGCAGAGCAUUUUGUCCUGUGCCUCAGUUUGAUGUCCUUCUGUGCAAUUUCACCAACAAGCUCUCCCAGGUGAUCUUGGAUCAAAAUGCAUGAAGGGCAAGCAAUGUGCGCUGCCAUUUUAAACUCAGCUAUCUUGACAGAGCGGUCAACUGUCAACUGACGCAAUGUACACACUCGACAGCUAGAGAAGGGAGCAGCAUUUCAAAUGUGUUUCUGCGUUUUGCCGUGGUUUUGGAGAUCGCUGUGGUGCGCACGAAUCUCGCAUUUGCAGAACCGACAAAAGCUUUGGUAUCAUCCCCAGCCUCACGCUCUAUCCAGUCUUUAAUCCCGCUUUCACUUUCCCAUCCUUUUGUACAUCUCUUACCAUAUUUUGCCCACGCACCAGCGUGGCUGAGAUCACAAUAGGCACGUCGUGUGUAUGUAUGUUUACGUCUCCCAUGUUCAUGUCCUUGUAUGUAUGUGCUGACCUGCAGUUUGGUAGAAUUUGGUAUCUGGUAUAAAUAAAUUAUUUCAUUUUAAAAUAUGGAUUUUUAUUUUAUAUAUAUUAUUCAUGUAAUUUGCAUAUAGGUCUACCCAACCAGCGGACAAAAAUUCAACCCGCGGCAACACCACAAAAGUAGCUUGUGGACCUAGCAACACUGCCUCGGCCCGCCUGUGUUGUAAUACCGCUUGUGCCUCGUGAGGCAAUAUUCCCAUAGUAUAGCUCAGGUAGUUCCAGCUGGGAGAUGUGUGCAGGCGGCGAGUUCACUGUGUUCACUAUGUAACUGCUCAUGUUAACUAGGAGACGUUGUUAGGUUAGACAUUUUUAUGUUUACAUCACUAAUUUAAUGUUUAGAUUUCACCAAGAAAUCUAAAUAUAAUGAGUGCUUUGUGCUUUUUAUAAGGAAUGUUUCUGUUCAGAGGCAUUUAACCACAACACAAGUCAGCUGUCACUGUUUAAAAAAGCCAUGGGACUGAGUUUGUUUUUCCAGCUAUCUUCUGUCCAACUCAGGAUAGGAAAUGAGUUGCCAAAUUUUCACCAGACAUCCAGUUUUGUGGUGAAUUUGAGACUGAAUUGUGAUGCUUACAGAACAAUGUGCUUGUCAAACUUUAAGAAUUCAGCCAUUAAACAAUGUUUUCACUUUUUUUCUGAAUUGCUAAAAUUCAGAAAUGAUGGUCAAACAAAUGUCUUUGACGUGUAAUAUACCUCUUUAAUUUAUUUUAGCUUUAGCACUUAUGGGGGAAGAUCUACGUUGUCACCAAAACAAUUUUGGAAAUGUUGAGUUAGAAGACCUGCACUGUCAGUGGGAACUGAUAACAGAUCAUGUAAAAUUGUAAUCAAACUUAACAUUUGAAUGUGCUUGUCUUCAUUAUUUAACAUAUGAUGUUAAUGGACAAUUCGAACAUUUAAGAACUGUAACUUCUUUGAAAUAAUGUUACAUUUAGCUUUUCUUUGAUCGUCAACUUGUUGAGGUUUUAUUACAAUUUGACAAGUAUCUCAUUGUCAACUGCUGCACAGAUGUAAAAGAUGUUUAAACUUUUUAAAAACAAAUCUAUGCAUGUAAAGACUUGAGUGGUAAACAUUUAGGUUUUGGUUAGCAAUAAUGGCUAUUUUUUAGCACCAGCUAUGGUUGACAGUGCUUUUUAAACAUGUUUUUUUUUUAACUGCAUUUGUAUAUGAAUUAUUUAUAUCCUUCUUUGUUCGGUGUUUGCACAUUUGUUUAAAUGGGACUCAGUGCCUUAUGAGAAUCACAGUAACUAUUUCCCGUAAAUGUGCAGGAAUUUGUCUUCUCAACUUUGGACUUCAUAUGUAUAUUAUCAAAUUAAAUACACAUGUAUAAAUGUAUAAGGACCAGCAAA